Pristis pectinata (smalltooth sawfish) is the source of this 2372-nucleotide messenger RNA. RefSeq lists its product as uncharacterized. Lineage: Eukaryota; Metazoa; Chordata; Chondrichthyes; Rhinopristiformes; Pristidae. The transcript has 12 exons. The record is from RefSeq and is a predicted model, not a curated record. Bases 56 to 2233 code for a protein of 725 amino acids. Gene Ontology annotation, molecular function: protein binding.
CCCCCUCAGCUUCGAACACCUGAGCGUCCCGGGACAGCCACACCGGGCGAACGCCAUGCCUGAAGCCGAGGCUGGCAAGAGCAGAGGGGACGGGAAGAGGGCGAGGAGGAAGAAGGAGCAGCAGGAGCCAGAGGCCGAGGGGGAGAGCCGCCCCCCGCCGCUGCCGCCCGCCGGGACGGAGACCACGCCCGCCUCCUAUGUCAUCGAGUGGCUGUGUGCCCAGCCGGCCGCCGGCCCCGCCGAGGACCCGCCGUCCUUCCACGACGUCUACCACCGGCACGACGCCGAGAGGCCGCCGUCCGCCGCCGCCGCCUCCUCCUCCUCCCGGGGGCAGCGCAACGGCCUCGACAGCUACGCGCAGACCAUCCGGUACUGCGGCGGGCAGGAGAGGCCCGAGGAGCCGGUGCGGCUGGAGCGGGGGCCGAGGGAGGGCGGGCCGGCGGCGGUGAGUGGAAGGCCCGGCAUCACGGUCGCGGUGGGCGACCGGACGGUGGUUUCCCGCCCGCAGCCGCGCCGCGCUAUUGGCUGCCGCCGGUCUCCCGGGCAACCGGCGGGGGCGGGCGGCCCGCAGGCGGGGCGCGCUAUUGGCUGCCGCCGGUCUCCCGGGCAACCGGCGGGGGAGGGCGGCCCGCAGGCGGGGCGCGCUAUUGGCUGCCGCCGGUCUCCCGGGCAACCGGCGGGGGAGAGCGGCCCGCAGGCGGGGCGCGCUAUUGGCUGCCGCCGGUCUCCCGGGCAACCGGCCGGAGAGUGCUGCCCCCAGGCCGUGCGCGCUGAUGCUGCGGCUUACGCAGGGAUCGCCGACGUCACGGCCGGGGCUUGCGCAGGGAUCGCUGACGUCACGGCCCGGGCCCACACCGAGCGCAGGGAGCCGGAGCCCGGCGCUCGAUUAUCUCCCGCCCGGGGUCCGGGCAGCCCCGGUCCCAGCCCGGAGCGGGGCAGGAAGCCUCAGGAUGCAGCGCCUGGCAGGCAGAAGACGACGACGCCGACGACGGAGCCCCGGCGAGCAGCGACCAGCACCGGGGACAGCGGCCCGGGCGACGGGCCCCGGCUCCCGGGAGGGGCCGAGGUGCCCCGGCGGAUCUCCGGCGGGCAGCUCCCGGCACUCGGCAACGAGAAUCAGGACGUUGGAGGGGAAGACUUGAUGCAUCAACCACUGGGCAAAAGACUUAGCAGAGCUGGAGCAGAUAAGGACAUUCACCUGUCAGGAGCAUCAGUGCCACUGGACAAAAUGUCGACCGGGGAAGUUUCCAAAUGGCUGACAGACUCUAGCUUCCAGUCAUGUGUCCAACGUGCCAUAGGCAAUCAGUGCAAAGCCAUUGAGCAGCAAACUGAAGAGCCUUGGGCCGUGAAGGACAGGUGUAGCUCUUGUGGAACUGAAAAGGAGGCUGACACAUGUGGAGCAGCAAAAUCACUGGAGAGGAUGACAACAGAAGAGGUCUGCAAGUGGUUGACUGACUCCGGGUUCGAGACAUACGUGCCCUACAUCAGAGAGUUUGGGAUCACUGGCAGACAGCUCGCCAACACCGACUCUGAGCUCUUUGACCAGCUGCAGCUGCAGGGAGCCGAGGACAGGGAGAGGCUACUGUUUGCCCUGUACCAGGAGCUCAACCCAUCCGACAUGAAUGUUGAGGAGAUUCUGGGAGGCACCGACAUUGACAAUGUGUUCUCCAGUGUGGAGUUACCAACGGACAGGCCAGGCUCGGAGGACAGGAUUUCAGGAGAACAUUUGCUUCAGGCGAACUCCAGUUACAUAAUUCUCGAAGAUUCAGCGGUGGAAUCAAUGAUCAAGAACUCACCAGUGGACAUUUCAUACGCUCACCAACCUCAGCAAUUGGCUCCGGACACACCAAGUAAAUUGCUACCAUCGCCUCCCGCUGUUCCUGAACAGGACCAGAUGCCUCUGCUGGAUCAGAGGGUGCUUGAACUGUCACAGGUGGUGGAAGACGGACUGCGGGAAGCGGGGCGCCAAGUCCAAGAGUGUGAUCUUCGGAAACCAGUGGAUCCGGUGCUGAUGAAAGACCGGCUGGGCUGUAUCCAAGCAAUGAUGGAAGAGGUGGAAGAUAAUAUCUUGCAGAUCGAGUUACGGCAGCGGUCCUGCAGUUGGGAAGACAGGAACCCGGCCAAAGCCUCAGGUGAAGGAACUGCGCUGGAGCUGCAUCUGAUCCAGCAGAAACUGGCCUUAAUCCAGCUGAUGCAGCAGUUUUCCCAGGCGGGAAAACACAGCUCCAUGUGAACAACCUCCAGGGCCUGUUGCAGCAGGGAAGGAAACCUCUGUCACCGCUGUUUCCUUCUGCAGCCCAGUUAACCUACAUGUGGAGGUGGACAUGAACCCACGAGAGCUGUGCUUCAGUCUGGACAUUGAUUCGUCAGGG